Electrophorus electricus (electric eel) is the source of this 372-nucleotide messenger RNA. It is a transcript of the gene il17a/f2, whose product is annotated as interleukin 17a/f2. NCBI's taxonomy places the organism in Eukaryota, Metazoa, Chordata, Actinopteri, Gymnotiformes, Gymnotidae. Gene Ontology annotation, cellular component: extracellular region. The record is from RefSeq and is a predicted model, not a curated record. Gene Ontology annotation, molecular function: cytokine activity.
AUGUUAAGUCUCACACUUGCCAGUACAGGGCAGAAGGGAGAGUGUGACAUUCGUCUAAAAAUCCCUAGAGGCUUCCACACUUCUGAGUCAGAGACCCUAGAAGGAAAUGGCAACAUUAACAAUCGCUCCCUCUCUCCAUGGAACUGGAUUCCGAACAGCAGUUUCCACAGAAUCCCAGAGGUCAUAUUUGAAGCUGAGUGCAAGACAGAUUACUGCAACUAUCCGAUCAGCAACCAGAAAACAGAACUAAAUUCAGUGCCUAUAUACCAGGACAUACUGGUUCUAAAGCAGGACCAGGCAAAUAGAAAUUGUUUUACUGCAUCUUUCCAGCGGGUCAUCAUCAGCUGCACAUGUGUGUGGGCCCAGACAGAG